Xenopus laevis (African clawed frog) is the source of this 995-nucleotide messenger RNA. Its product is annotated as trypsin. The transcript has 5 exons. NCBI's taxonomy places the organism in Eukaryota, Metazoa, Chordata, Amphibia, Anura, Pipidae. Bases 63 to 794 code for a protein of 243 amino acids. The record is from RefSeq and is a predicted model, not a curated record.
CAGAAGGAACAGAAAACUAUAAAUAUUUGCUGCUAGGGAAUCAUUCCAGGUUUGACUCCAUCAUGAAGCUCCUACUGAUCUGUAUGUUCCUGGGAGCAGCAGCUGCCUUUGAUGACGAUAAGAUCAUAGGGGGCGCCACCUGCGCCAAGAACUCUGUCCCCUACAUCGUCUCCCUGAACUCCGGGUACCAUUUCUGUGGGGGGUCCCUAAUCACUAACCAGUGGGUCGUGUCUGCCGCUCACUGCUGGAAAUCGAGCGUCCAGGUCAGGCUUGGGGAACACAACAUUGCAGUAAGUGAAGGAACAGAACAAUUCAUCAACUCUGCCAAGGUCAUCAAACACCCCAACUACAACUCCAGGACCAUUGACAAUGACAUAAUGUUGAUCAAACUUGCCUCUCCUGCCUCCCUUAACUCCAAUGUGAAUGCUGUGGCUCUGCCUUCUAGUUGUGCCGCUGCCGGUACCAGCUGCCUGAUCUCUGGCUGGGGCAACACGUCCACCACUGGCUCCAAUUACCCUGACCUCCUGCAGUGCCUGAAAGCUCCCAUCCUGACAAACGCAGAGUGUACAGGCGCCUAUCCCGGGCAGAUCACCAACAACAUGUUUUGUGCAGGAUUCCUGGCUGGUGGCAAGGACUCAUGCCAGGGUGACUCUGGUGGCCCCGUGGUUUGUAAAGGAGAGCUUCAAGGUAUUGUAUCCUGGGGCUAUGGUUGUGCCCAGAAGAACUAUCCUGGUGUCUACACUAAAGUGUGCAACUACAACUCCUGGAUCCAGAGCACAAUUGCUGCUAACUAAAUAUUUCCAGCUUCUCCUUGCAUAUGUUUAAAAUGUCUUUCUUACUCUGACCCUUUCACAAGAUAAUAAACAAUUGACGCCAGUAUUCUUAUUUGCCCUCACUUGUUGAAAGCAUCUCAGAUAGUUUUUGUGGCCUGAACUAAGCAUGUAAUGUUCAGUAUACAGUUCAUCUCCUGGAAAUAAAGAACUUUCUAAGUAUAA